AUGUCCCGACCCUCUCAUGUAAAGCUCGGAGUCUUCUUCAAGGAGGAGGAGGAAGUGAACGACUUCACGGUGAUCCGCAAGAAGUUCAAGUGCCCCUACUGCAGUUUCUCCGCCAUGCACCAGUGCAUUUUGAAGAGGCACAUGCGCUCCCACACCGGUGAGAGGCCCUACCCGUGUGAGAUCUGUGGCAAGAAGUUCACCCGGAGGGAGCACAUGAAGAGGCAUACGCUGGUCCACAGUAAAGACAAGAAGUACGUGUGUAAGGUCUGCAGCCGAGUCUUCAUGUCAGCGGCCAGCGUGGGAAUCAAACACGGCUCCCGACGCCACGGCGUCUGCGCCGACUGCUCCGGCCGGGGCAUGGCUGCGCUGCUGGACCACAACGGAGAGGCGGGCGGCGACAUCUCUCCGGAGGAGGAGCUGUACUCUGGCGACCACCGUUUCCACGACGACCAGGCUGAGUGCGACGGCGAUGGGGAGGAGGAGAUGAUGACAGAGGGCGACAGCGAGCUGAUCGGAGACGGGGAGGAGGAGACAGGGAAGUGGAAGGACUCAGGGAUGAUAGCCAACCGGGACAGGGCGCUGGACAAUGAGAAGGAAGAGAGCGACUCCUCCGUACAGGAGGGGGAGCAGCAGAACGGGAGUGAGAAGGACUUCGCCUGGAUCUCCUAGAAUCCGCCGGGCUCCUCGGUGGCUCCCUGACCGAUCUCAGAGGAUCUCUCGCGAUCUCUGGGGCAGAACCCUCUGCUCUCUUUACCCAUUUGUCCCACCGUGGUCAGGCCUUCCGCUGAAUGGGAACGGUGUGGAGCGAUGCGCAACAAUGAUCUAAAAACCAUGAUGGGCGACACAAUCACAUGUGUGCGCACGCACACACACACACACACACAUGCACACACACACACACAUGCACACACAGACAAAUAUGCUCCUACAGGCGUACAUACAAACACGCAGGCGAAACCACACAGCUUAUUCUCCCACCAGCUUCGAGCUGUUGACACGACUGCCAUAGUAGAAAGAGAGUGAUGAUGGCUGAAGCGAAAGGCUUUUUUUCUGCUUACCUCCUUUACUUCUGAUGCAGUGUUCUUUGUGUUUGAUGGUUUUGGUUUCUGUUUAAUUGUUUCUUUGUGAGGGGUCGGGCCAGAAUCCUGUAGUUUUAUACUUAACAGGAAUCGACGGGGACCCUGCUGAGGACCUGGCCAACGCCAUACCGCAAUUUUGUGCGUUCGGCAUCAUGAUCGCCAUGGAAACUAAGGAUCUUUUGACAGCGAGGGUUAAUGGCCGGGGGGAGGGUGUGUGAAUGCU
Lampris incognitus (smalleye Pacific opah) is the source of this 1302-nucleotide messenger RNA. Its product is annotated as zinc finger and BTB domain-containing protein 46-like. The coding region runs from base 1 to 669 and encodes 222 amino acids. The record is from RefSeq and is a predicted model, not a curated record. NCBI's taxonomy places the organism in Eukaryota, Metazoa, Chordata, Actinopteri, Lampriformes, Lampridae. Gene Ontology annotation, biological process: regulation of transcription by RNA polymerase II. Gene Ontology annotation, cellular component: chromosome. Gene Ontology annotation, molecular function: chromatin insulator sequence binding. The transcript is spliced from 3 exons.